AUGUUCCGGAACGCUCUCCGACAGAGCACCCGCGCUGUCGGCGCCCUCUCUGCCACCAGCAGAAUCGCCGUCGCUCGAAGCGCCGCCCCCGCCGUUGCCUCCGUGCAAGCACGCACCUACGCCGAUGCCAAGGCUACUCCCACCGAGGUCUCCUCCAUCCUCGAGCAGCGUAUCCGCGGUGUCCAGGAGGAGGCUGGUCUCGCCGAGACUGGUCGCGUUCUGUCUGUCGGUGAUGGUAUCGCCCGUGUGCACGGUCUGGCCAACGUCCAGGCCGAGGAGCUGGUCGAGUUCGCCUCUGGCGUCAAGGGCAUGUGCAUGAACCUCGAGGCUGGCCAAGUCGGUGUUGUGCUCUUCGGUUCCGAUCGUCUCGUCAAGGAGGGUGAGACCGUCAAGCGUACCGGCGAAAUUGUCGAUGUCCCCGUCGGCCCGGAGCUGCUCGGCCGUGUCGUCGACGCCCUCGGUAACCCCAUCGACGGCAAGGGACCCCUCAACACCAAGGAGCGAUCCCGUGCCCAGGUCAAGGCCCCUGGCAUUCUGCCCCGUCGCUCUGUCAACCAGCCCGUACAGACCGGUCUCAAGUCCAUCGACGCUAUGGUUCCCAUCGGCCGUGGCCAGCGUGAGCUGAUUAUUGGUGAUCGUCAAACCGGAAAGACUGCCGUCGCUCUGGAUGCCAUCCUCAACCAGAAGAGGUGGAACAACACCUCCGACGAGACCAAGAAGCUGUACUGCAUCUACGUUGCCGUCGGCCAGAAGCGAUCCACUGUUGCUCAGCUUGUCAAGACCCUGGAGGAGAACGACGCCAUGAAGUACUCCGUCAUCGUUGCUGCCACUGCCUCCGAGGCUGCUCCUCUGCAAUUCUUGGCUCCUUUCACCGGUGCGUCCAUUGGUGAGUGGUUCCGUGACAACGGCCGCCACGCCCUGCUCGUCCUCGACGAUCUGUCCAAGCAGGCCGUUGCCUACCGUCAAAUGUCUCUGCUGCUCCGUCGUCCCCCCGGACGUGAGGCUUACCCCGGUGACGUCUUCUACCUGCACUCUCGUCUGCUCGAGCGUGCCGCCAAGAUGAACGACAAGCACGGUGGUGGCUCCCUGACUGCCCUGCCCGUCAUUGAGACCCAGGGUGGUGACGUGUCUGCCUACAUUCCCACCAACGUCAUUUCCAUCACCGACGGACAGAUCUUCUUGGAGGCUGAGCUGUUCUACAAGGGUGUCCGACCUGCCAUCAACGUCGGUCUGUCCGUGUCUCGUGUCGGUUCCGCUGCCCAGCUCAAGGCCAUGAAGCAAGUCGCCGGUUCCCUGAAGCUCUUCUUGGCCCAGUACCGUGAGGUCGCUGCCUUCGCCCAGUUCGGUUCCGAUCUGGAUGCCGCCACCAAGCAGACCCUGAACCGUGGUGAGCGUUUGACCGAGCUCCUGAAGCAGAAGCAGUACUCUCCCAUGGCCGUCAACGAGAUGGUUCCCCUUAUCUUCGCUGGUGUCAACGGCCACCUCGACUCCGUCCCCGUCGACAAGAUUCUCCAGUGGGAGGCUGACUUCCUGUCCCACCUGAAGACCAACGAGUCCGACCUGCUUGCCACCAUUGACAAGGAGGGCGCCCUCUCCAAGGAGCUUGAGGGCCGUCUCAAGGAUGUCAUCGUCAGCUUCACCAAGAGCUUCGUGGCUUAA
Messenger RNA from Diaporthe amygdali, 1659 nucleotides. Its product is annotated as tp synthase subunit alpha. Lineage: Eukaryota; Fungi; Ascomycota; Sordariomycetes; Diaporthales; Diaporthaceae. The coding region runs from base 1 to 1659 and encodes 552 amino acids. The record is from RefSeq and is a predicted model, not a curated record. Gene Ontology annotation, biological process: proton transmembrane transport; proton motive force-driven ATP synthesis. The transcript is spliced from 7 exons. Gene Ontology annotation, molecular function: ATP binding; ADP binding; proton-transporting ATP synthase activity, rotational mechanism.